AUGGUUGCGGUAGCGAAGAAUGGGUGCGACAGGGGUUGGGUGCGGCGCCUGAGAAUGUCGGAGAAGGUUGAUACAGGUGAUACAAGUGAUACAGGUCGAUACAGGUGUUACAAGUCUUACAAGUGUUACAGUGAUACAAGUGUUACAGGUGAUACAGGUGAUGCAGGUGAUACAGGUGUUACAGGUGAUGAAAGAGAUACAGGUGUUACAAGUGUUACAGGUGAUACAAGUGAUACAAGAGUGAUACAUGACAAGUACACAACAGUGAGCCACACCUACACCCACGCACGCUACACCACGCCCACUACACCUACACCCACGCCCGCCAAAGCUACACCCACGCCGUUACACCUACACCCGCUACACCUACACCCACGCACGCUACACCACGCCCAUACACCUACACCCACGCCCGCCACGGCUCACCCGCUACACCUACACCACGCCCGCUACACCUACACCACGCCAUACACCUACACCCGCGCCACAUCACCGCCACCUACACCCACGCCGUACACCACGCCCACUACACCUACAUCCACGCCCGCCACUACACCACGCCGUUACACCUACACCCGCUACACCACCCAACGCCCCCAACUACCCGCCCGCCAAGCUACACCCACGCCGUUACACCCACACCCGCUACACCUACACCCACGCACGCUACACCGCCAUGCACACCACCCACGCCUGUUACACCGCUGCUACCUAUACCCGCCGUUACACCUACACCCGCUACAUUACAUCACGCCCGCUACACGCCAGGUACACCUCACACCCGCUACAACUACAUCCGCCCGCUGCACCCGCCGCUACACCCACGCCCGCUACACCUACACCCGCCACACCUACACCCUCUACACCGCCACAGCUACACCCUCUACACACCCACACCGCUACACCUGCCGCACUACCCACGCCCGCUACACUACACCUACGCCUGCUACACAUACUCCUCGCCCGCCAGCUACACCCCUACACCCUGCCUACACCUCUGCACCCACCCGCUACACCUACACCCGCCGCUGCCCCGCCGUGCACCUACACCCGCUACACCGCCCUUCACCUACACCCGCCCGUUACACCUACACCGCCUACUACACCCACAUACUUCACACCUACACCCGCCGCUACCUACACCCGCGCUACACCUACACCCGCUACACCUACACCGCACGCUACAUCUACACCGCUACACCUAAACCUACACCGCUACCGCCACCAUCCACUCGCUAUACCUACACCGCUGCCUAA
Homarus americanus (American lobster) is the source of this 1257-nucleotide messenger RNA. RefSeq names its product extensin-like. Lineage: Eukaryota; Metazoa; Arthropoda; Malacostraca; Decapoda; Nephropidae. The transcript has 3 exons. The record is from RefSeq and is a predicted model, not a curated record. The coding region runs from base 1 to 1257 and encodes 418 amino acids.